AUGAAGAUAAAUGCAGGAAAAAAGAUAAAACUGAAGGAUUUAAGGAUUUGCCUAGAACGUCUAAAGCAAUAUCCGCUGAGAAGAAAAAGAUCGAGAAGUCCGGAGGAGAACCCAGCUGCAGCAGAAAAGAUAAAACUAAAAGAUUUAAGGAUUUGCCUAGAACGUCUCAAGCAAUAUCCAGUGAGAAGUAAAAGAUCAAGAAGUCCGGAGGAGAACCCAGCUGGAGGAAAACAGAAGGUUAGAGAGGACGCCAAAACAUCGCAGUACCUCGAUAUUAAAAAUUACAGCCUUAUUAAAGAACUAGGAGAAGGCAACUUCGGCAAGAAACCCAGUAAUAUUUAUUUCCUUCACACUCUUCUUUCCCAGGUGGUGUUGGCAUCAUAUAAAAUCAAGAACCAACUAACUGCAAUCAAGAUCAUUGAGAAGCAGCAAGAGGAAGAUUUCAAAUAUGUCAGACGAGAGGCAUCGGUUCUCCAGAUUGCUAGCGGAUGCCCAUUACUAUGCCGGGCAAUGGCAACAUUCCAAACUAAGUCGCUAAUCCUGCUAGCCCUGGAGUACGUCAGUGGCGGAACACUGGAGAACAUCAUCGAGGACCGAGGACGUCUGAGUGACAAGCAAGUGCUGUUUUAUGCUUCAGAAUUAGUGGUGGGUAUACAGUUCCUGCACAAGAACGGGAUCAUUCAUCGUGACCUCAAACCAGAGAACAUAUUGGUGGAUGAACAGGGCCAUGUGAAGAUCGGCGAUUUUGGCCUUGUUUGCACCGGUAUGUAUGGAGCAAACACACGGUGUGACUAUUACGGAACACCAGGAUACACGGCACCACAGGUUUUAUUAGAGGAGCCAUACGACGCUGGAGCUGACUGGUGGUCUUUCGGAGUCAUCUUGUAUGAAAUGGCCACCAAUAGGUUACCAUUCUCACCGAAGGGAAACUUGAAAAAACAGGUAGAAAGCAUUAUCAACAAAGAGCCUGAAUAUCUAGACUCCCUUUCUACCAAACUGCGUGACCUCAUAAAACAGCUCUUGAAGAAGAAGGCCAACCAACGCCUUGGGGUGAAUGGCAACAUCCGGGAUCACCCGUUUUUUUCCACUGUCGAUUGGUCAAAUGUGGAGGAAAGAAGAUUAAAGCCUCCUAUAAAACCAAGUCAUGAAUCAGCCACGGGGUUCAUCAAGAAAUACAUCCCAUUCCCGAAAGAGGACCCCAGCGAGACCCGUAUGCUCGAGGGGUUCAAUUACGUGGACCAGAGCUGGCUGGAGUAAUGAGUAGCUGUGCCGUCGGCAAGGUAAAAUUUAAAAUGGAGAUGAUAUUUCUAGGAACCAAUAGGUUAGAUUAGACUAUGGUUCUGAAAUCUCUAUUUCUUAAUGAACCUAAUGUGUAAGACUAGACCACCAAAGAAUAUGGCUUUGUACCCACUGUACAAAUGUAUCUUUUUCAGUCA
Molecule: messenger RNA, 1436 nt
Organism: Xenopus laevis (African clawed frog)
Lineage: Eukaryota; Metazoa; Chordata; Amphibia; Anura; Pipidae
Product: protein kinase C delta type-like
Exons: 11
Coding region: 1-1257 (418 amino acids)
Source: RefSeq, a predicted model, not a curated record